AUGGAGGACUCCAUGGACGACUUCACCGACGACUUCUUCCACCCCACCGUGAACAAUUUCAGUGCAGCUGCUUGCACUGCAACGAUGCGUGGUGAGUCCAUUCCAGAGGACUUGACAGUCACCACCCAUCAAUUUGCUACCGUAAGAGGAAUAUUGCACCAUCCUGGGUUUGGCCGGGUUUUGCAUGGUACUGCCCCUCUGUUCACUCGAGCUUUGAAUGCUCGCAGCAUCAUGAGCAAUCUUGUCCCCACCAUGAACGAUCCUGACGAAUUUCCCUACUGCAUUUGGUACCCUGACACAGCAACCCAGCACACCUAUCGCGAGUUGGCAUCACGAUAUCCUUCUAUGAACUACCAAAUCGGUCGAGCAUGCGCAGUUGCUGGCUACUACAAUUUGUACUUGGAGCUCAACUUGCUCCCCGAUGUCCACAUUGCUGAGGAAGCCCGUGAGAAUGGACAUCUGGAUAUCUUCCACCACAUCAUGCAAGCCCCGACCCUGUACGAUGUCAUGAAUGACUAUAACCGCACCAUCAACUCGACCAGUCCCAAAUAUCCCGCUUUCCUCAAUGGCGACACCGCCGUCACCUCGUGGCUCACGACUCACAAACAACAGUGUCAGGCACCCACCUUUUUCCUCGGUCAAGUGCAAGAUCACCAUGAACAAAUGUCAUUCAACAUCACCGAAGACAUGAACCUCGAUGAACACAUACCUGACCUAGGUCCAAUGCCACCUGAGAUGAAUCAGCUUUUGUGCAUGCCACUACCACCACAUCUGCCCAGUGUCCGCAAGGAUCUGUUGAUCAUCAUGGCUGCCCAUAACGGUGAUAUCGAUCGCUACUCUCGCCUCCGUCGCCCGACCAUGCUCCACUCGGAAAUAAAUUACGUUGUACACGGCAUCUACCACAGCACACAAUUCGCAAAGUGGUGGUCUCAACAAGGCAAUUGCCCCAACCUUUCACCAUUUGCGCGUUGCCGAGUCCAAAGCGCUAUUCAUGCUCGCUUUAUUAUGAACAACGACCUGUCGUCAAUCAACACGAGUGGCUGUCAAUCCAACCUGCCUGAUCUCAUCUAUUAUCCGCAAGUUGCAGCUGAAGCCACUUACCGCGAGCUAUUCAACAGACAGCCUCAAAUGAGAAAGUCGAUUGCACGUGCCUGCAUCGUCGGAAAUUACCAGGCACUCUAUGAUGAAGUGAACAUUGAGCCAGAUUAUGGCCUCAUGGCUGAAGCAACAAAUAGCGGGAACUCAUACUACCUGAACGAUCUACAACGUAAGACUGAACAGGGGGCUGAAAUGGGCACCCGCGCAAAUUUGCCACACUGGAAACAUCUCGCUCAUUCACAGCUGUCCAAAAAGAAAAUCAUUUCCCCGACAGGAAACUUGAAUGAAUACAUCUACCGCCAGGGCUUCGACUCCUUCUACGACGGACUUGAUGCCAACACUGACCACAUCGAAUACCUCAUCGGUCGCCUUGGUGAUCCGAGCACAAAUGAUAGCAGCAGUCCAGUAGUUCAAGAGCUUCCCUACCAUGUUGCGAAUGAAAUCAAUCGCUCACCGAAGAGAAAGAGGGAGUUGAGCAGCGAGAGUGGCAGUGGCAGUGGCAAGUCUGACUCUCCUGAGUACUAUUAUCGACCUUCGGGUUUCGGUGAAAGCAAAUAG
Molecule: messenger RNA, 1656 nt
Organism: Exophiala bonariae
Lineage: Eukaryota; Fungi; Ascomycota; Eurotiomycetes; Chaetothyriales; Herpotrichiellaceae
Exons: 1
Coding region: 1-1656 (551 amino acids)
Source: RefSeq, a predicted model, not a curated record